Messenger RNA from Volvox carteri f. nagariensis, 4782 nucleotides. RefSeq lists its product as uncharacterized. Gene Ontology annotation, biological process: regulation of DNA-templated transcription. Gene Ontology annotation, molecular function: transcription factor binding; DNA binding. Gene Ontology annotation, cellular component: nucleolus. The record is from RefSeq and is a predicted model, not a curated record. The transcript is spliced from 17 exons. Bases 1 to 4782 code for a protein of 1593 amino acids. Lineage: Eukaryota; Viridiplantae; Chlorophyta; Chlorophyceae; Chlamydomonadales; Volvocaceae.
AUGGCGAGCGAAAAGGAUUUACACAGCGGCGGCGAUGAUGCGAAUGGAAAUCACGACAUGGUUACGCCCCUUACAACGAGUCAAGCAGUGUUGCAAUACUUUUGGGAUAUGGCGUCCUACGACGAGAAUGUCCGCGUCGCCGCUGCUCGUGCCCUCGUCAAGGACCUGACGGACGACCAGUCAAAGCACCUCGCCACGCUGGGCAAGGACACCGAGCCCCCGCCAGAGGAGGGCGCCCCCAAGAUCAAGCUCCUGGAAUACCACCUCCGCCGCUGCUCCCCAACAAUGGUCUACACUCUUCGGCGUUUGGCUCGCGGUCUGGGUUCCUCCCGGCAGGCCGCCCGCCAAGGCUACGCCGCCGCGCUGACGGGGCUGCUUGCCGCCACGCGCUGUGUCACCACGGCGGGAGUGCUGGUGCUGCUAGAUGUCUGCAUUGACGGACCGCUCAAGGGAGGGGACGCCAAGGACACCCUCCUUGGCCGAUUGUUCGGGUACGGCGCCGUGCUCCGUACCGGACUGCCCCUGGAGCCGUCCGCGCAGUUGGCCCUGUUCAACGGGCUGCUGGACUGCGGUCACCGCAAGUCGUUCCUCCGCGAGUGCUCUGCGGCGGUGGCUCUGGAGGCGGCGCAGCGGAUGGACGAGCAGACCCUGGCGGCGCUGGCGGCCCCCGGACAGCCCCUGGCGGCGAUGCUGUCGGUGGCGCCAGCGGAGGCAACACCAGAGGCGCUGCUGCUAGCCCUCGCCUUGUGGCCCAAGCUGCCGCCCAGCGUGCUGCGCACUUGCCGCCUGCUGCCCGCCAACACGCCCCGCCCGCCCGCGGAGGUGUUCUUUAGGGCGGGGUGCCCGGCGGGCAGCGUGCAGCUGACGGCGGAGGCCGUCGCGGCCACCUCCGCCGGCCUCUUCAGCCGCGAGCACCUGCAGCUGCUGCUGCCCGCACUGCUGGCGACCUCGGGCAGCCACCCGCGCAUGCACACGCUGUGGCAGUACUUGCUGCCGCUGCUACUGCCGGGAUUUAAACCGCACAGGAACAUGGACCUGUUGGAGGUAGCGACGGCGGCGACGGAGCCGCCGGGCGGCGGCGAAGCCGCCGCUGCCGCAGCCGCAGCCGCUACCGGCGGCGACAAGAAGGCCGCCAAGGCGGCUGCGAAGGCUGCCAAGGCGGCGGCUGCCGCGGCCAAGUCCGCCGAGGGCAAGGGCUCCGUGGAGGGUCCGCUGCUGGAGGCGUUUUGGAGUGUGGUGGUGGAGGGCGGACUGAUGGGCAGCAGCUAUGACCGGAAGUACCUGGGCUUCCAGCUGUUCAGCCGGGUGCUGCCCCACCUGAGACCGGAGCACGUGCCGGUUGUGUUUUCCCCCUCCUUCACGCGCACGUUGGUCGCGAGUGUGAAGCGCUCGGACAGCUACCUGCACGCAAGUGCAAGGAAACUGCUGGACGGUUUGUCGGCGUUCCUGGAGCGGUCCAGCGGGGCGGACAGCGGAGUGAAGAUGGCGGUCGCGGGGGCCCUGCAGGGACUGGGGGGUAUGGCGGUGAAGCAGCUCACCGCCAGCAAGCUCACGCAGAAGCUGGUGCAGGGUCUGGACGGUGAUGGAGUCCACCGCUACGUGGAGUCGCUGAUGGCGGCCUUCCUGAGCGGGGCGGCCCCCUUGCGGCCCGGGGGGGGCCUGGGGGCGGGAGGGAGGGACAAAGGGGGGGACAAGCAGCAGGAGGACAAGGAGGAGGAGCCGGAUGUGGCGCAGCUGGCGGCAGACCGGCGCUGUCAGAGCGUGGAGCAGCUGCUGGCCGCCCUCAAGUUCCCUUCAGCUGCCCCCGCGGACUGCGAGGGGGGUAUCAGGUUCCUGGCGCUGCAUGCCUUUGCGCAGGUGCAGGGGGGCAAGGAGAGCAAGGCAUCAAAAUCUAAGUUGUUGGAGGUGCAGCAGGCGGCCAAGCACCUCACCGUGCCGCUGAGUCCGGCGACCAGGAGCACCUGCGCCUCCCGCCUGCUGGCCCUCCUAACACACCUCGCACGUACGGCGCAAGCGCGCAUCCGUGCCGUACAUCAACACCAGCAACACAAGGCGGAGGAGGGCAAGGGAGCCACAGCCGGCAGCGCCGGUGCACCUGCGACCAAGAAGCGCAAGAUGGCCACCGGCGUUGCCGCCGCUGAGGCGGAGGCAGCGGAGGCUCCGCCGCCGUCAUCCGUACACCAGCACUUGCACGACACGCUGUCGUACAUCCGUAAAGCGCUUAAAGCGCCUGGCGUUACGCCGGCAGCGGAGCUAGGUGAGGAUGGUGACAAUGCGUUGCAGCUGCUGGCGGCGGUGGAGACGGCGUCCCUGGAGCGUCUGGCCCAGCUGGAUACCGACCGACCCGCGGGUCAUGCGGGUGGGGGCGCCGCCGCCGCCCGGCUGCGGUCUCUGGCGGCUCUGGCCGCGCACUUGCAGCUGCAGCUCUUGGCCGAUCCUGAGGGCUUCGAAAUGGACUUGCCGCUCAGUUUGCGGCGAGUGGCAGUGGAAGGGCUGGGGGUGGAGGGGCUGCCGGAGGUGGUGGAGGAGGAGGAGGGGGCCGAGGGGAAGCAGCCAGCAGAAGAGGGCUCCUGGAGCGACGUGUUGGUGGACGUGAUGCUGGCGUUGAUGGCGCGACCCGGCGGGUCGGUGCCCAUCCUGCCUAUCCGCGAGGCGGCUGAGUCGCUGUGGCGGCAGUGCUGCGAGGGCCUCAGUGGGGCGGGUGUGGCGGACAUUGUGCGGGUGGUGGCGGCGGGCGGUAAGGGCGAGGGGCAGGACGCGGCCGGACUGUUUGAGAGCGACGACGAAGAGGAGGGGGAGGGGGAGGGGGAUAGCGAGGAGGAUGACGAGGAGGAAGAGGAAGCGGAGGAGGGGCGGAAGCCGGCGUCGAAGAAGCGGAAGAAAAGUGACGAGGAGGAAGAAGGGGCCGGCUCUGGCGGCUCCGAAUCCGACGAUGAUGAUGACGACGACGAUGAGGAGGUGGAUGGGAGCAGCGGCGAUGGAGAGGAGGGAGCUGGCCGGGAUAAAAAAGCCAAAAGGAAAUCGGAGGAGAGGGCCAAGGAAAUGGCGGACGAAGACGACGAUGACGAUGACGGUGACGCUAUGGACGACGAGGCCAUGUUCCGGAUGGACUCCACGCUGGCGGCUUACCUCCGCUCCAUGACGGGGGGCAGGGCGGGGGGGGCAGCGGCGGCGGAGCGGGCGGCGGCGCUGCUCAACUUCCGGUUGAGGGCUCUGGGGCUGCUGGAGAGCUUUGCCAAGAAGGUGCGGGGCGCGGAGACCCUCUUGGCGCCGGAAGAGGGUGUGGGGGAGGCGCCCAACAGCCCCCUGCUGCUGGCCUGUUUAGUUCCCUUGCUUCGCGCCCUGGCCACCGCCUCGCGACCCGGGGGUCAGCCCCAGAUGGCCACACGGCUGGCGGGGGUGCUCAACAACAAGCUGUGCAAGUGCAAGUGCCCUCACGUGGACCUGGCCGCCCUGGGGGGCCUGGAGGGCUACUCCACCUCCCUCAAGAAGCUGCUGUAUGAGGCAUCACGCAACCGGGACAAGGUGGUGGCGGGGACUGCGUGGCUCGCCUUCACCGCAAUGCUGAGGGCGGGGGCUGCGACUGCGACUGCUACUGCCAGAAACGGCGUGGGAAAGGAGAAGGGGAAGGAAGAAGGGAAGGGGGAGGAGGCGGAUGUCGUGGAGGCCGCCCGGUCCGCCUUCCGUGCCGCCCUCACGGACUUGCUCACGAAGAAGAAGACCCGGCUGCAGGCCGAGGGGCUGGUGGCGGCGUUCCGAGCCGCACCCGGCGCCUGCCUGCCCUCCCUGGACAUCCUCCUGCAGCACGUCGUCACGGGGCGCAACGCGGCGGUGCGGGCGGCGGCGGCGCAGCUCGUGGCGCGGCUGUUCGCGGCGCCGGCUGCUGUCGCCGUGGCUGAGUCCCUCAAGCGGCUGCUCCCCGGCAAGCGACCCGCGGAGGUGCUGGGAGCGGACAAGGUGAACGCCAUUGCGAAGGCCCUGGUCACGGUGCAGGGUCUGGGUGUAAUAUCAGCCAAGGUGGACAAGCCGCUGCACCGGCUGGCGGAUGUGAUGGCGCUGGGGCCCCUCCUGGAGAAGACCAAGCCGGAUCCGGCACUGACGGCCCGCAUACAGAAGGCGCGGCCAGAGGGCUCCGCCAAGACCUUGACAGGGAAGGACAGCAAGGAAGGUAAGAAAGGCAAGGAUGGAUCGGCCGCGGACACGGGCGGCAAGACGGCGGGCAAGGAGAAGACCAAGGACCUGAAGGGCGUUCAGGACCUGACGGCGAGCGGGAAGAGCGGCAAAAGGGCCGAGGAGGUGAAGGCACGGAAGCAGCAGGAAGAGAGUAGUGGUGACGAUGACGAGGAGGAGGACGAUGCGGAAAUGGAGGACGGUGGCGGCGGCGGCCCCAGCGGAAGCGAGGAGACCGGCAGUGGCAGUAGCAGUGGGGAGGAGGCCUCGGGGUCGGAGUCGGAGUCAUCCGGGCAAGAAGACGAGGAGGAGGAGGAGGAGGGGCUAGGAGUUUCGGGACGGGGGGAUGGCAAUGGCCUGGAGGAGGAGAGGGAGGAGGGGCGGGGGCCCGGUGCAGUUCGGGACGGAGGGCGACAUAGUGCGCGGGGGACGGGUGGCAGAGGGAGGGGCGGCCGAGGUGGCCGAGGUGGCCGUGGUGGUAGGGGCGGUAGGGGCGAGCAGCAGGGGAUUAAGGGCAAGGCUGGUAGAGGUGGCGAUGCGGUGUCGCAAGGCGGCGGCAGUGCGGCUAAGAAGGCCCGUCGCGGGACUCCACAUCGCAGCUACAGCAGCUAA